This is a messenger RNA of Myotis myotis, 2165 nucleotides long. RefSeq names its product SLC9A3 regulator 2 (gene NHERF2). Gene Ontology annotation, molecular function: signaling receptor binding; protein-membrane adaptor activity. NCBI's taxonomy places the organism in Eukaryota, Metazoa, Chordata, Mammalia, Chiroptera, Vespertilionidae. The transcript has 7 exons. Gene Ontology annotation, biological process: protein localization to plasma membrane. The coding region runs from base 168 to 1181 and encodes 337 amino acids. Gene Ontology annotation, cellular component: apical plasma membrane. The record is from RefSeq and is a predicted model, not a curated record.
GAGCUCCAGCCCCGGCCCGAGGCGACGGGAGCCGAACGGGAGGCGCGGAAGCCAACACCAGGUCCCCAGCGCCGCCGUCGCCUCCGAGCCGCUCGCGCCCCUGGCUAGCUGGCGGCGGCUGCGAGCGCCGAGGCCAGCCCCUGGCCCGCGGGUGGGUCGCCAGCGCCAUGGCCACCCCAGAACCGCUGCGGCCGCGCCUGUGCUGCCUGGUGCGUGGCGAGCACGGCUACGGCUUCCACCUGCAUGGCGAGAAGGGCCGUCGCGGGCAGUUCAUCCGGCGCGUGGAGCCCGGGUCCCCGGCCGAGGCGGCCGAGCUGCGCGCUGGAGACCGCCUGGUCGAGGUCAACGGCGUCAACGUGGAGGGCGAAACGCACCACCAGGUGGUCCAGAGGAUCAAGGCUGUGGAAGGGCAGACCCGGCUGCUGGUGGUAGACAAGGAGACGGACGAGGAGCUGCGCCGGCGGCAGCUGACCUGCACUGAGGAGAUGGCCCAGCGAGGGCUUCCACCCGCCCAUGACCCCUGGGAGCCAAAGCCGGUCUGGACACGUGCAGGCAGCCUUGGCUCCAAGGAUGGCCAGAAGGAUGUCAAUGGGCCCCCAAGGGAGCUUCGCCCGAGGCUCUGCCACCUUCGAAAGGGCCCUCAGGGAUAUGGGUUCAACCUGCACAGUGACAAGUCCCGGCCAGGACAGUACAUCCGUUCGGUGGACGUGGGCUCGCCGGCUGCCCACUCCGGCCUCCGCGCCCAAGAUCGACUUAUUGAGGUGAACGGGCAGAAUGUGGAGGGACUGCGCCACGCAGAGGUGGUUGCCAGCAUCAAGGCACGCGAGGAUGAGGCCCGGCUGUUGGUGGUGGACCCGGAAACGGACGAGUACUUCAAGAGGCUGCGGGUCACGCCCACCGAGGAGCAUGUGGAAGGUCCACUGCCAUCACCUGUCACCAAUGGGACCAGCCCUGCCCAGCUCAAUGGUGGCUCAGCGUGUUCAUCCCGAAGUGAUCUGCCUGGCUUAGACAAGGACAAUGAGGACCGCAGCACCUGGAAGCACGACCCUUUUCAGGAGAGUGGCCUCCACCUGAGCCCCACGGCGGCUGAGGCCAAGGAGAAGGCAAAGGCCACCCGGGUCAACAAGCGGGCCCCGCAGAUGGACUGGAACCAGAAGCGUGAGAUCUUCAGCAACUUCUGAACCCCUCGCUGCCUGUGUGCUGGGCCCGGCCUUCUCCCCGCACGGACUUUGGGCCUCCCUCCGCGGGCCCAGACCAGAGCUCCCCAAGCCGCAGUGGACUGGAGGAGGUGCAUCCUCACCCCCAGGAGCGUGGUGGCCCCACCGCCACCCAGGAACCAACCCACAUCCCAGCGAGUCCCCGUCCUGAUCCCCCUACCGUUCCCGUGGGUGCUGGGGGAACGUGGCAGCAACACUGGGGAGAGGGAGCCCCCAAUGUGUGAGACAUUGAGAGAGGGAGAGGCAGCGGUGACCCUAGGGGCCGGCCUUUGCUGCUCUGCCUGGGCCUGCUGACUUAAAGGAAUUUGUGGUUUUGCUUCUUUUUUUUUUUUUUUUCCAAAAAGAGCUCCAGCUCCACACAUGUUUUCACUUAAUACCAGAGCCCCGCCCCCGCCAGGACAUGUUCUCUAAAUAAUUGCAAUAAAACAAACCUUUCUCUACAAACCAUUUCCUCCCCACCCCUUCCUUCUUGGCAGCAGCCAUGCCGGUGGGAGUCCCAGGAACUGCCUGGGACAGAGGCAGUGGGCAGGCGAUUUGAGGGGCUUCAGGUGAGGCUGGGAGGCCAGAUGUGGCUACAGAAGCUUCCCCUCAGCCUCCUCGUUGCCUUCCCUGGUGUGGGGGCUCGCUAGGCCAAGCCCCCCAUGUUCCCACCACACCAGGGGUCUGGGAUGCAGGGUCUGGGCUCUCGGAGGGGCCGGAGGAUGGAGGCCCCUGCCCCUGAAGAGGGCAGCCUCUGGACAGGCCCCUUGUUCCUUUGCCACAGCCCCUGGCUUGGGGGGUGUGGUUGUGAGAGAGAGCCUGCCCCAGGAGUGCCUCCAGGCUUCGGGCUUGGCCCCUGCCUGGCGCCCUCCCCCAGUAGACCCCACAGACUCUGCCUUGAAACCCCCCGACAUUGCCGUCUGCCCUGUAAGCCAUAGCGCAUCUGCGCCCUUGGAAUAAACAGGCCAU